UUGGAUAAAUCAGAAUUCAGCAUACCAGAAACCGUCUCCCUUGGAAUUAGUGAGAUAGCUGAAGAACACAAAGACGACUACGUGGAUGUGCAUCGCCAGCCUUUAGAAGGUGAUAUUUCCACAUCUCCGAAACAUGUUUCUCAAGAGCGCAUCCCUGUUCAAGAAACGUCAAAAGCUCCCUAUGACCGUUCAUCGCCUACAUUUGGGGUGAGUGGUGGUGCUCAAUUAACUUUUGUACCUUCCCAUGGCCGUGCAUCAGCUAAAGGUUUAUUAACAGAUAACACCAGAGAUAAAGGAAUCAACUCCUCUGAAAGCUGUGACCCGACGGAUUAUAUUCUAACAACACUAACCGAGGAUGAAGUCGAAAGACUGGAGACAAAGGCCUUCAAACUGGGUGACGACCUUAAUGCCUUGAACGACUGGAACUUCAUUCAAGCCUGUGCAGCAAAACGAGAAGCAACCCAACAAGAAGAAGAACAAAUUUCGGCCCAACACGUAUAUGUAAUCGUAUACGUUCGCACAAAAAUGGAGAAGUAUUGUACACGAAUACGAGAUGUAUGGCAAAAUUCGGGGUUUGAAAAAGAAUUUCCGCAUGCUAAGCUCAUGCUUUUGGAGUAUUUCUCUCCGAGCGGAAUCCAUGUCACCGCAGACCCAGAAUAUAGUCCGAGAAGACAAAAAUCAGCUGUUUGGAUGAAAAAAAUGCAUCCCUUAGUGCAAAACUUCUAUAAGGAUAUCAGGGACAAGCACAGCAACAUAACCUAUAUCACGGCGGAUACAUUAGUGUAUAAGGAAAGAGAAAAUAGACUAGAGGAAACUGACUGCAUUGUUAUCUACGUCCCGUAUAAGGGAAUAGUGCCAAUUAAAGAACACUUUUUUCCAAAGACUUAUAAAGGCCUCCCCGUGGACAUUCGACGAGGGGUCUUCGAAUUCUUAGUGAAUGAACGUUUCGAGAAGCGAUUGAAGACCGGCUGUAGUGUUAGUAAGUUUGAUGAGAAAAACAAUCAUCUUGGGACAAUAGGUAUGUUUGUAAAAUGUCGCCAAACCAAUGAGGUUGGACUGAUAACAGCAUAUCAUGUUGUUACAGGUGACAAAGAAGUAAGUGCACCAAGUGAUGUAAGAGAACCCCCAGAAAAGAAAGAGAUUUUAAAACUUGGUUUACGAGAACGGCAGAGUUCAGAUAUAGGUUCCAGCAUUGCAAGCAGUAACGCCGGUGAUGCACGGGGCAACGAAAAAACUACCCUUAUCCAUCAGGCAUCGUGCAUUGAUAGAGCAAAUGCACAGAGUGAAAGUAGACUAUGUGCAUAUGUAUUCGAUAAGAUUUUUUACGGAAACCACCCCACCCACAAGCUAAAUUUUUUAAAGAACAUUCAAGUUCCAGUCACUUUGCAGGGCCCCGUAGUACCUACUGGCCAAGGACUUGAGACUUUCAGUGAUGAUCAACUGGUUUCUGUAGUUCCUGACGUAGGUGUGGACGCCUUGUUUGCUCCAGUUUUUACGAUUAGAGCUCCCACCGCUGAUUUCAAAGACGCUGCAAAUGAAUUACCGGGAUAUAGACUACACCAACAGCUAAGUUUCAGAAAUGCACGUGUUCUCCCCUUGGAAAAACUGUUUGGAAGACCAGGAGCCAUUGAAAGUGAAGAUGUAAUGGUUUACAAAAAUGGCUGUACAACAAACCUCACCCAAGGCAAAAUCAGAUUUUUUGGUUCUGUAGCUUUCCCUCAUGAUCAGAACCUGCUCGUUAGAACGCCUAGACUUUGCGGCUACCUGGGAAAUAUGACAUCCGUUGCACUCAAUAAUCUGUUAGAGGUCGAACGAGUAACUACUGGUGCGGGUCCCAGUCGCGUGUUUGCUGAUGGAGGAGACUCUGGCUCCAUUGUUUUCUCGGUGAAUUUCCCAAGGGAUGACCGAGUUGGCUCAAUGAGAGAUAACAGCGUUGGUUCAGUAGGCGAUGACCACAUAGAUAUUGUCGGAAUGCUUGUCGGUAGACUCACCAACACUGAAAUAUACGUUGUGACUCCAAUAGAAGCAGUUUUUGAUGCCCUUGAUGUAGAACUACUCAAUGAUGACGAUUAUAACGAAAUUGAAGUAUUGUGGAGGUACAGAAAUAUAAAGACUAAAGCCUAGAUUACACUUGCCCCAUGUUUCGCACGAUGAAA
This is a messenger RNA of Lingula anatina, 2156 nucleotides long. RefSeq lists its product as uncharacterized. The record is from RefSeq and is a predicted model, not a curated record. NCBI's taxonomy places the organism in Eukaryota, Metazoa, Brachiopoda, Lingulata, Lingulida, Lingulidae.